ACAUUCACAAUGCGGAUUGCGGCACAAACUGCCUAUCGCUCGGAGUCAAAUUGCAAGCGUGACACGCUAUGGUUUUUCUUUAUCUGGCAGUGCAUACACGCCGUACUUUACACUCGGACAGACACACACAAUCCAAUACAGUAGAUCUGUGUCUGUGUAUCGCAUCAGCUCAGAUUAUAUACAAAAUAAAGAUAUAUGGUACGGGCGAGUGUGUAUGCCUGAAAUAUGUAUGUGUGUGCAUUGUAUACAGCGGAGCGCUAGCAAAGAUUUCUUUGUGUAAAAUUUGCACGCAAAGUCAAUAGAGAGUAAUUUUCACGGCGUCUCGAUCUGACCGACCGUUCGGAUAGAUCCGAAGAAAGACAUUAGAUUUUUCCCAAGCAGUCGUACAUUGCAUUUUGAUCAUUGUUUUGUUUCUGAACGUGGGAUGAUGAUGUCUUCUUCACGGUCCUCUCGCGCAGAGACCCGGAGCCGCGCCAAAGAUGAAAUCAAAAGGGUAAUGCAAGCAAUUGAUAGAGUUAGAAAAUGGGAAAAGAAAUGGGUGACCAUUGGCGACACAACUCUGAAGAUCUUUAAGUGGGUUCCUAUUGCGGAGGUGAAGAAGAAAGAGGACCAGAAUGGUCAAGAUGACAAGACGAGUGAGACCAGUAGCCAGGGUGAUGCCAAAAGCAUCAAUGGUGAACAGGAAAAAGAAAACAGAUAUGAUAACAAUUCACAGCAGACAACUCCAGUCAAACUUAGAGACAUCCCUAAUCUAGAAGAUUCCAACUCAAGACUAACGCCCUCAUCAGCCUUGAGUUACGAUGAAUCAACGAUGGAUUCGAUGAUGAGUAGCGAUCUAGAUGAGAGUAGUAAUCAAGGACCACCUGCAGAAGAUGGUGAGAAGAGCCGAUUAGCAUCCAAUGAGAAUAGGAUUCAACCGCCAGAUGUCCAGCCAACUAUAGAAAAACAAACUGAUAUACAAGACUCACCAUCGAAAAAUGAAGAACCCCCUCUCUUGACAGCAGAAGAGCCAGUUUCCAAACAGAAUAUCAGACCGCAUUCUGCUAUGGACGAUGUAGAUGAACCCCCUUCCAAGCAGCCUCGUUUAGAAUCCCAAAUCGGCAAUGAUAGUUGAUGCAACUAAAGCGUGCAUGUUGAUACCAUGCUACUUCUGGAUAUUAAAGGUAUACAUCAUUGAUCUUUGAAAUGAAAUGAAUUUAGCAGGGCAGGACCUUGUCUGUGUCCGUAUAUAUUUAUGUGUACUGCACUUUGGUGCAAAACAUUUUAAAUUAUUGUGAAUAUUGAACUGUACAUAGGAAUGUGGGCAUUGGAGGUACAAGUACUUGUGGUUCUGUAUUGCCCUGGAGUAGGUAAACAGUCCCGAUUAUAAUCCACUAGAAGCACAACUGCAGAAUCUUGGUGAAUUGCCACUUGGACGACACCCACUUUACAUCUACUUUCUGUUUGGUCUAAUCCUAGUUUGUCUACAAACGGUCUAGCUAAGUGUACAGUCAUCAAGCUCAUUUACCAGUUUGUCAAAUCGCCAGUUAUGCUAACCCCAUUUUGGCUAACACCACUUGGUAUGAGAUUACAUGAAAUGUUUAUGAAUUAAAUUUGGCAAAGUGCAUAAUACUACUAGAAUGGAAAUUACAGUUGAUCAUUUUUGGCAUUAGACUGCACCUUGUACGUGAUUGUUAGACCAAGUUAUGGUUAGACCAAAUGGUAAGGAGACGAUGGUAAACGAAGUGGGUUUAGCUCGGAUGGUAUUAGACAAUCUGAAAAUUUAACCUCCUCCUUGUAAACCAAUUCUGUAACAACUAUAAUCUUUUCUUGUGCCAAGACGGAACGAAAACCAAGGAAACAAUGGAUUAUGGCCCUCAUCCAUGUAACUUGCUGCUUCUCAAGCAUUACUUUAUAUCAAGUCCUCUGUCAAUAAAGGGAAUUCGAUCACAGCGGAGAGAAAUCAUUGGCUCACAUACACAGAAGCCACCAUGCCAAAUUGCCAAUGCAAACUGCACUUCUCAUACAUGUACUGAAAUUGAACCUACUCAUUUAAUCAUGAGGGGGGUUUAAAAAAAUGGUCCAAAUCUACCUGUCUGCAUACCAGUAUAUUACUUGUAUAUUGUAUGCAGUUCACUGAAUACUUACCUAUUUCAUCAAAUAUAGCUCAUUUGAAUGAGUGGAGGCUAUAGAAUGCAUCCAUGCUGUGUGGACCUACAGUAUUAGAGUAAUGAUAUGGCACUUACUGGCUUAAAAAAUCUUUGCUAUGAGAUACACAGAUUUUCCUCUGUAAAAAAGAAGUGAUAUAGAUACUGUUUAUACACUGUCUACAAGAUGAGCUAUAGGUGGCGCUGUGCAAUAAAUAAAGAAGCAAAGACAGAAGUAUAUCAGUCGAAAAAUCCUCAAAGAGAUAUCUAUCAGAGAGAGAGAGGCAUCAACUAUUCAUUAGGUGAUACAAUUAAGUGUACAUUAAGUGUACAACAAAUCAAAUUGAAGAAAAUUGCAAUUAAUCAAUUCUGCUUUAUACGUAUUAAAGAUAUAUAUAUUUUCCAUUCUAAUAUGAAAAAAUAUUUUUAUAAGAAACAGUGCUCCUCACAAUGAAUGAAUUUUCAUUAAACAUGCUCUUGAUAAAUUUUUGCAAGUUAUUUCCUCAAAGUACAAACAAAUUAUCUGUAAAGUGUGGUCAAAAAUUAAUUUUAGUCAAGCUUUUUCAUUACAUGUAACUAUUAACAUGCCAGAGAAAUUGCAGCAUAAAUAGUUCUUACGUACAUGUAUUUAUACCUAUUUAUAUACGUUAUAUAUAUUUAUGCAGUAUUAUUUGGUCCCAUAGUAUCUCUGGCAUGUUGAUAGUGAUUGUAAAAAAAUAUUUUUAGACCUAAAUAUUAGCAAUGAUUUAUUAUACGGAAUACCCCUCAUGCUUUAAUUGGUGAACAAAGAGUGUGCCUUUAGUAUGGAAUAAUGAAAUAAUUAUUGUCCGACUGUGAAUUAUACACGGUGUUCAAGGGGUAUUCCACUUUAUAUAUUAAAGACAUAUUUGUAUGCAUGUAGAAAUUAAGCAUGUUAAACUGAAAAUUUUGUUGAAAUUGGAUGAAAAAUAAGUUAAAUUAUUUCAAAUUCCACAUUGUUGCUAAAAAUAGCACUUGAACAAGGCUGUGUCAAAUGAGUUUUUUACGUGAUGAUUGAUGUUGCAAUUUUACUUUCUUUUUUUUGUACCGUAAACAUGUAAGUUUUGAAUGUUACACUUAGCCCAUUAUUCAACUGAAUGAAAGUUGACUUGUGCAAGGGGAGCUUAUCAUGAAAGGACUUGUCAAUAUUUUAUCCGGCAAAGUUUGGUAAUUAUCCUACAGUUACAAUUCUAACAUUAUGCUUCUCGGCCGAUCGAAAUGAAGAAAAAUGUCAGAUCUGAAAUUUCGGGUGGAAAAAUGUUCAUGAAAUGCACUGUAUAUUCCCCUGUACUAAUUUCAUAGAAGCAAAUUCAAAAUUUGUUUUCACUUAUUAAUAGAGCUGUGUAAAGUGGUGGAAUUUUUCAGGGUGAUAUUAAGAAUGAAUUCAAAUAUAAUGAUGAUUAUCAUUAUGAACUUAUUUUAUGUUUUGAUUAUUAAUUAGCAGUUCAUCGUUAUCUUUUAAUUCCCUUCACUCGAACAGUAUUGUCACGACAAGUUAUGAAAUAUUCAGUGCUUGUACGUACAGCAUACACUUUUAUUUUUCUUUAGCAUAGUGAAUUUAUGCUAUUCAGAUUUGAAUUUAAUCCACCUUCAUUUGUACAUUGUGAGUUGUGUAUUUUUUUUCUUAUACAUGUAUAUGACUUAUUACUUUUAAUUUCAUUUCCAUCAUUAUGGUAGGAAUUUCAAUUUCAGAAUUUGCCAUUUCAGUUAUGAAUAUGUUAUUUUAAAUAAGUGGUUAUUGUAUUGUUUAUGUCUGUCAUUGUUAUUGAUAUGAUAAAUAUGUGAUACUCAAUGUUUUUUUAUCAA
This is a messenger RNA of Lytechinus pictus (painted urchin), 3950 nucleotides long. RefSeq names its product B-cell CLL/lymphoma 7 protein family member B-A-like. The transcript has 7 exons. Bases 425 to 1114 code for a protein of 229 amino acids. Lineage: Eukaryota; Metazoa; Echinodermata; Echinoidea; Temnopleuroida; Toxopneustidae. The record is from RefSeq and is a predicted model, not a curated record.